Messenger RNA from Stegodyphus dumicola, 627 nucleotides. RefSeq names its product inhibin beta E chain-like. Gene Ontology annotation, cellular component: extracellular region. Gene Ontology annotation, molecular function: growth factor activity; cytokine activity. NCBI's taxonomy places the organism in Eukaryota, Metazoa, Arthropoda, Arachnida, Araneae, Eresidae. The record is from RefSeq and is a predicted model, not a curated record.
AUGUAUGGAAUAACUGAAUUCAAUAUCACACAAGUCAUUGAAUCUCCUCAAAGCAAUAAGUUUCAGAAAGAAAUUCUUAUAAAUUGCCAAAAUAAAUCAGCUGGAUGGACAAGAUUUGAAGCUUCAGGAUUGCUAACAGCACUACAAUCGAAUAUAAUCGAGUUUGAAAUCCACUCUAAUUCAUUAAGCAUGCCCAUAGAGACAAGUCUAGAGAAAAGACCAUUUUUGUUUGUAUUGAUCAACACCACUGAACAUAACAGGAGAACGAAAAAAUCUAUAACUAAUUGCGAUAAUAACUCUACGUGCUGUAAAAAAGUUCUUCAUAUUUCAUUUAGUGAUAUUGGUUGGGAUGAAUGGAUAGUGAGACCUGAAAGUUACCAAGCUAAUUAUUGUGCAGGUUCUUGCAACAAUGAUAUUAAUUUAGCAAGAAAUCAUCAUAGUAACGUACUAAUGACGCUUUGCGCAAGCAAUCCUGCAAUCGCCAGAAGACACGGUCUUCAAGAUGCCUGUGCAAAGUGCACACCAAGUGCUUAUCGGUCAAUUUCAAUUAUAUAUUUAAGUGAAGAAGGUGUAAACGUCAAACGAGAUCUCCCUGAUAUGUCAGUUACAAGCUGUUCUUGUGCUUGA